AUGUCGCAGCCGUUCAUCGAAGACAGUGGCGCCGCCGCCGCCGCCGGCAAGACUGGCCUUCGCAAGACGCCGUCGUACUGGUACGAGUUCCAGACAUAUGCCAAGCUGCGGUGGUUUGGCCGCGAGCUGCUCGAGAUCUUCACCACCGAGUUCCGCGACCGCACAAAGGAGUACUACAUCUGGGCCAUCCACAAAGGCAUCUGCAGCGUCAACGGCAAGCGUGGCGAUCCGAGGCAGAUCAUCUCGGACGGCGACCUCAUCUGCAACAACGUCCACCGUCACGAGCCGCCCGUCACCGACGAGCCCAUCCGCAUCCUCCACCGCGACGACGACGCCGGCAUACUCGUCAUUGUCAAGCCCGGCAGCAUCCCCGUCCAUGCCGCGGGCCGCUACUACAAGCACACCCUCACCGAGUUGCUUAAGAGCGAGCAUGGAAUCCCGCGCAUCUACACCGUCAACCGCCUCGACCGACUCACCAGCGGCAUCAUGGUCUGCGCCACGAAAAAGGAGACGGCGACCCGCAUCAGCGCCCAGUUCCACUCUGGCUUCGUCAACAAGGCCUACGUGUGCCGCGUGCGGGGCAAGUUCCCCGAGGGCGAGGUGGUGUGCAAGGAGCCCAUCCUCACCAUCGACCGGCAGAGCGGCGUCAACAUCGUCCACCCCAAGGGCAAGGACUGCGAGACCAUCUUUGUCAGGCUCUCGUACGAUGCCGAGGACGACUCGAGCGUCGUCUUCUGCCGGCCCAUCACCGGCCGGACGCACCAGAUCCGCGUCCACAUCCAGUACCUCGGCCACCCCAUCUGCAACGACCCUAUCUACGGCCACGACGUAUGGCAGCGCGUAGACACGAGCCAGUUUUCUCAAGUCGUGCCGGAUCAGUGGAAGACUGUGGGCGGCGAAAUUGGCCUCAAAGAGGUCGAGGAGGUGGUGCACGCCAUCAAGUCGGAAAAGGACGGCCAGGAGGACUGGGCGCGCUGGAAGGACGAGGUGCUCUUCAAGGAUCUCAACGAGAAGGAGGGCCUCGCCGACAUCUACGUGCCUGGGCCCAACGGCAAAAGCAGCAAGCCGUCGUCGGAGGCGCUCCUUCGGAGGGCGCUCGAGAAGCUCAACGCAGGCGAAGAGGUCCCGACGAAGGGCUUCAACCGGCCGCAGGAUAUCGAGACGGCGUGGCAGAAGCGAGUCCGCGAGCAGUCUUCGGACUUUUGCCCCGAAUGCAAGAUUCCGCUGUUGCCCGAUCCGGAGCCCGAGGAGCUCUACAUCUACCUGCAUGCCAUCAAGUACUGGUCCGACGACUGGAGCUUCGAGGACGCCCUGCCUUGGUGGGCGCGAGACGACUGGCGGUCGGUGCCGCAAAGGGGACUGGGCUCGACGACCAACGGCGAAAAGACGCUCCCCAAGGACCUUGCGGCCGCGCAGGGGCCGGUGACAGGUCCGCCUCCAUCCUCGUCUACGGACGCCGCCAAUUUCUCCGACAUCCAGGCCAAGGCAGCGGCACUCGCUGCCCCGAAACCGCUCGAGGCCGCAGUGAGGGGCAUCGAGAUUGGCCGGGCAACGCAGCUCAUCGAUCUUCCGCUCAGCAGCGGCCGCCAGGCGACGCCUCCCGCCACGUCGGACACUCCGGAUGCUAUAGUACUGGCGACCCGGCCGCAGUCCUUCGCCGCCUCGCUCGUCUUUGAGGUGUUCCGGGGCUUCGAAGACUUUGCGCAGCGUGAGAUCCUGCAGCAGGUCCAUUGCCAGGCGGCUCGUUGGCACUCUCGCGACCCCGCAACGACGGGCGUGGCCUCUGUCGGCACAAGCUUGCAGUCGGCCCACGUCCGACUCGGCGAUCCAGAGCACGCUUCGCUGGCACUGCGCGCCUAUCUCGACGGAGAUCUUUGCGUUGCCAAGUCGGCGUACUUGCUAGCCGGGUCGUCUGACUUCCCGGAGAGGCUGUACGAGGACCUCAAGCGGGACCGCCUCGCCGCGGGCGACAGCCGGAGGGCACAGAAGAAGGCUGCCGAACGACGCCGAGACUUUGGCAAGGAUAAGAAGAAGAAGCGUGGUACGCGCAAGAAGGACGGCAAGGUCGUCGAGGGGCCAAGAGUGGCGGAUGACGUCGACUUCCGCGAGAAGGACGAUGCGGCCAAGGUGGCACAAGCAGCAGCAGUGGAGCCCGAGGAGCAUGGCGACGACGCCGACGCGCAGAGCGAGAGCGAUGCCGGCAAAGAAGACGCGCGGUCCGAGUCGAGCACGUCCUGGCCAUCCGAGCAAGAGCUGCUCCGACUCAUCGACGACACCUGGAAUGCAUCGCUCGAGGCGCGGGACAAAGCGUUCAAGACAUGGCUCGACGUCCAGCUGGCCAGCAUGGGUCAGACGUCGCUGCGGCCCGAGCAGCUGAGCUACCGCGCCUCGGUCGACCGGUCGACGUAUGUGCUGCCGAGCAUGACGACCCAGACGCUCAGCAACCACGUUGGCAUCCUGGCGUGGGGCUGGCUCAAUGGAUCAGAGCCGCAAAAGGACGACAGCGAGCCGCCGAAAUGGAGGGUGGAUCUCGAACAGCCGCUGCUCGACGUCACGCUCAAGUUUUCGCCAGGCUUUGGCAUCGCCGACGAGUUCGAAAAGGCUCUCGACUCGACCCAGGCUGGGUCUGCAGAAGCCAGGGUCGAGGGAGAUCUCUCCUUCCUCCUCUGCCUCCCCGAGCCGUUCAAACAGCACCCGCGCCGGCCUGCGCAGCGAGGCGAUAUGAUCGUGGGCGGCACGACCAUGGCGCUGUACCGGGCCGCGGCGCUAGGCCUCACCCUGCCCGUGCCGCAGCGGUACGAGGAGGACGGUCGACAAGUGGAGCCCAGUCGGCGGCCGGAGCGCUUCCGGGUGCUAGAGCCGUGCUGCGGGCACGGAUCGAUCGUCUUUGAGGCGGCCAGCGCGCUCGAGAGCCGAGGGAUCAAGGCCGAGGUGCUGGGGUGCGACGUUGACCACGAGACGAUUGAGCGGACGCAGAAGAUGGCCGAGGUCAGCGGCUUCAGCGCCGACGACGAAGGCGCCAUGGUCAAGGUCGGCAUCCAGCACGUCGACGCUACGCAGACCGAGGACCUGCUGCAAUUCGUUGGCGUGCCCAACAGUAUCGACGCCAUCGUCACGGAUCUGCCGUGGGGUCGACGGGAAAAGUCGGCGCAGUCGCUGUCGAAGCUGUACCACAGGUUCAUCGAGAGCUGGAUGGCGGUGCUGCGCACAGGCGGGAGCGUCGUGGCGAUUACGGCCGAGCAGCGCACGUUGUCGCGGGCGCUCAAGGUGUACGAGACGACCUGCCGCAAAGGGCGGAAGGGGUCGGUGCUGGUGUGCGAGGAGCUGCGGCUGGCGGAUGGCAACGACAACGACAACGACGCCGGCACGGCUGCGGGCGGCGAUGCGCUGCGAUGGGUCAAGGCGCACGAGGACGGACGAGUGAGCCGGCAGGCUAGCCUGGACGCGCAGCGCAAGGAGCUGCUGCGCAAGAUUGAGAUUGGGUACCACGUCUACGUCUUCUGUAUUCGCAAGGUGGCGACGUGA
Pseudozyma flocculosa PF-1 is the source of this 3525-nucleotide messenger RNA. RefSeq lists its product as uncharacterized. The coding region runs from base 1 to 3525 and encodes 1174 amino acids. Gene Ontology annotation, biological process: pseudouridine synthesis. NCBI's taxonomy places the organism in Eukaryota, Fungi, Basidiomycota, Ustilaginomycetes, Ustilaginales, Ustilaginaceae. Gene Ontology annotation, molecular function: pseudouridine synthase activity; RNA binding. The record is from RefSeq and is a predicted model, not a curated record. The transcript has 4 exons.